AGCAACUUCAUUUUUCAUGGAUUCUUCAUCUCCCACGUCAUGAACUUCAACGCCUCACAAGUCACAUGAUAUACGUAUCUUUUAUAUAUUUCUCUUCCAUUGAUCCCGGUUUAACUCUUUUAGUUUAAAAAGCUUCCCCAAGAAUAUAGCAACUUUAUUUCCCAUGCAUGGAUUCUUCAGCUCCCAAGUCAUGAGCUUCAAUGCCUCACAAGUCACAAUGCUUUUGAAUCUCAAGAUGAGUGUGAACCGGCGAAGUUGGCACAAACAUGGAUCUAAUCUCAGAAUGGUUAUCUUAGUUCUGUGGUUGGUUUGUUAUGUUGGGAAUGGUCAAACUAUUGCGAACAUCAGUGAGUUCGAAGACAAUCCAGCUCUUCUUCCCCUCGUUACAAAGGUGGUUUAUCGCUGGGUUUCUAAUACUACCGCUGCUCUUAGUCGUGAUCUUGGUAACAGGGCAAAGUUUUGCUUCAAAGACUUGGAUUCUGAAUGGAACAGAGCUUUUAACUUCUCCACCAACUUGGAUUUCUUAUCUAAGUGCAUUGAGAAAACCAAAGGUGAUAUUGUUGGGCGUAUCUGUGGAACAGCAGAGAUGAAGUUCUAUUUUAAUGCUUCUUUCAAUAAAGCAAAUGACACGGAAUAUUGGCAGUGGCAGCCAAAUGUAAAUUGCAACUUGACUGCAUGGGAUUCUGGUUGUGAACCUGGAUGGGGCUGUAGUCUUGAUAUAAUCGAACAAGUCGACCUGCCAAACUCCAAAGAUUUUCCUAAAAGAAAAAAAGACUGUAUGACUUGCUGUGAAGGGUUUUUCUGCCCUCGUGGCCUCACUUGUAUGAUACCUUGUCCCCUUGGUGCUCAUUGUCCCUUAGCUACCCUUAAUAAGACUACAAGCAUAUGCGAACCGUAUACUUAUCAACUACCACCAACUCUAAGACUACCAAGCCACACUUGUGGAGGUGCGAAUGUAUGGGCCGAUAUCACUUCCAGCAGUGAAAUAUUCUGUCCUGCGGGAUCGCAUUGCCCAACCACCGAUAAAAUAGUAGCUUGUGAAAAAGGGCACUAUUGCAGAAAGGGGUCAACAUCUGAGAAACCUUGCUUGAAGUUAUCGUCCUGCAAACGCAACACAGGAAAUCAGAACAUACAUGCAUUUGGGAUUAUGUUUAUCGCUGCAGUGAGUACUAUUCUACUCAUUAUCUACAAUUGUUCCGAUCACAUCCUAAAGAUCAGGGAAAAGAGGCAGGCGAAGUCAAGGGAAGCAGCCGUCAAGAAAGCGAGAGCUCAUCAGAGAUGGAAAGGUGCUAGAGAGGCUGCAAAAAAGCAUGUACGUGAGAUCGGUGCGCAAAUAACUCGGACAUUUCCAGGUAAAAAAUCCGAUCAUGAUGGUGAUACCCACAUGAUGUUGGGUCCUGGGGACUCUGCUUCUGAGGUAUAUGAAGACAUAGAAAUGUCGAAACAUUCGAGUUCCUCUGCUGCGCAAGCGCAGUCUAGUUCAGCCGUAAGUAAUGAAAGAAGAGCAAGUCUUGACAUAGAAGAAGAGAGCGUAAAAAGAAAGAAUUUGGCUAAAGCAAAGCAAACACAGACCCAAAUAUUCAAGGCUGCAUAUGAUCAGAUCGAGAAGGAGAAAGCCAUGGAGCAAGAGAAUAAGAAUCUUAACUUUUCAGGAAUAGUUUCAAUGGCUAGUAAUACUGAGACGAGGAAUAAAAGACCUCUCAUGGAGCUUUCUUAUAAAGAUCUAACUCUUACCUUGAAGUCCAAUGGUAAGCAUGUGUUGAGAUGUGUCACAGGAAGCAUGAAACCAGGUCGGAUCACAGCUGUGAUGGGUCCAUCAGGCGCAGGAAAGACAAGUCUGCUCUCUGCUUUGGCUGGGAAAGCUGUUGGUUGCAAACUGAGUGGUUCAAUUCUUAUAAACGGGAAGCAAGAAUCAAUCCAUUCAUAUAAAAAAAUUAUUGGUUUUGUGCCACAAGAUGACGUUGUUCAUGGAAACUUGACGGUAGAAGAAAAUAUUUGGUUCCAUGCUAAAUGCAGAUUACCUGCGGGUCUAUCGAAAGCAGAAAAAGUUCUUGUGGUUGAAAGAACCAUCGACUCUUUGGGGCUACAACCUGUGAGGAAUUCUUUAGUUGGUACGGUGGAGAAGCGGGGAAUCUCAGGAGGGCAGAGGAAACGAGUCAAUGUGGGUUUAGAAAUGGUAAUGGAGCCUUCGAUUUUAUUCUUGGAUGAGCCUACUUCUGGCUUGGAUAGUGCCUCAUCACAGCUUCUUCUUAGAGCACUUCGGCAUGAAGCCUUCGAGGGAGUCAACAUUUGCAUGGUUGUUCACCAACCGAGUUACACUUUGUUCAAAACGUUCAAUGAUCUAGUACUUCUCGCGAAAGGUGGACUUACUGUUUACCAUGGAUCAGUCGACAAUGUCGAAGAAUACUUCUCCGGGUUGGGAAUAAAUGUUCCAGACCGUAUCAACCCUCCUGACUAUUACAUCGACGUUCUUGAAGGCAUAACAAUUGGGAAUUCUGGUGUUGAUUACAAAGAGCUUCCUCAAAGGUGGAUGCUUCACAAAGGGUACUCGGUUCCAUUAGAUAUGCGGAACAACAGUGCUGAUGGUCUUCAAACGAAUCCAGACAUUGGUAAUAAUUCACACGGUAAUGCAGAACAAACAUUUGCCAGAGAGCUGUGGGGAGAUGUGAAGAGUAAUUCCAUGUUGCGUAGUGAUAAAAUACAGCACAACUUCUUGAAGUCUAGAGAUUUGUCCCACAGAAGAACCCCUUCUAUGUGGCUACAAUACAAAUAUUUUCUUGGAAGGGUAGCUAAGCAGCAAAUGAGAGAAGCUAAGUUACAAGCCACAGACUAUUUGAUCUUGUUGCUUGCUGGAGCUUGUUUAGGAUUACUUACUAAAAAAAGUGCUGAUGAGAGCUUUGGAUAUCUUGGCUAUACCUACACUAUUAUCGCAGUCUCUCUUCUUUGCAAAAUAGCAGCUUUAAGAUCAUUCUCACUAGACAAGUUACAUUACUGGAGAGAAAGUGCUUCGGGGAUGAGUAGCUCUGCCUGCUUCCUUGCCAAAGAUACAAUAGACUUUUUCAAUGUACUUGUCAAGCCAUUGGUCUAUCUCUCUAUGUUCUAUUUCUUCACGAAUCCAAGAUCCACAUUUUUGGAUAACUAUAUUAUUUUGGCCUGCCUCGUAUAUUGUGUGACCGGUAUUGCAUAUGCCUUGGCUAUCUUUCUCCAACCAAGCUCAGCACAGCUGUUUUCUGUUCUUCUUCCAGUCGUUUUAACACUUGUUUCAUCCCGACCGAAGGAUGAUAGUAAAGCUAUUAGGAUAAUGGCUGACUUGAGCUAUCCAAAGUGGGCGUUGCAGGCAUUUGUGAUAGUAAAUGCUCAAAGGUACUAUGGAGUAUGGAUGAUUACGCGGUGUGGUAUGCUUUGGAAGUAUGGCUACGACAUUAACGAAUGGAAUCUAUGUAUAAUGAUACUGCUUCUCGUAGGUGUGGCCACUCGUGGAAUUGCCUUUGUGGGGAUGAUCUUACUUAAAAAAAAGUGAAGAAAGACCGUUCCUUUGUUCGCAGGAAUCUGAAGCUUCCGGAUAGACAGAAGAAUAUAAGGAUUUGUUAUGAAAUUUAUAUGUUCAUCGUAGUUCCUUCUCCUAUUAGAGUAAGAAACUUUGUACACAUCUUUUGUGUCUGUGAUGUUGGUUUUCAAACCCAAGAGAAAGUGUUGUCAAAUCAGAUUAGCUAGUAAUCUAUAAGACCACCAUUAGUGGAGUAACCCACCAUAGUUACUCCCAUAUUAAUUA
Messenger RNA from Camelina sativa (false flax), 3772 nucleotides. RefSeq names its product ABC transporter G family member 24. Gene Ontology annotation, biological process: transmembrane transport. Gene Ontology annotation, molecular function: ATP binding; ABC-type transporter activity; ATP hydrolysis activity. The record is from RefSeq and is a predicted model, not a curated record. Gene Ontology annotation, cellular component: membrane. Lineage: Eukaryota; Viridiplantae; Streptophyta; Magnoliopsida; Brassicales; Brassicaceae.